Molecule: messenger RNA, 4419 nt
Organism: Drosophila elegans
Lineage: Eukaryota; Metazoa; Arthropoda; Insecta; Diptera; Drosophilidae
Product: CTP synthase
Exons: 4
Coding region: 2026-3906 (626 amino acids)
Biological process (GO): regulation of transcription by RNA polymerase II; CTP biosynthetic process; pyrimidine nucleobase biosynthetic process
Cellular component (GO): cytoplasm; transcription regulator complex; nucleus
Molecular function (GO): identical protein binding; DNA binding; CTP synthase activity
Source: RefSeq, a predicted model, not a curated record
UAAAAGUUGAUUAUUAAUCAUUUAAUUAUUAAAGUAAUGAAAUUACUUAUAUGAAUUUAGGUUCUGAACCUUCAUGGGUUAAGUGCCAAAGAGAGAUAGAGAUGGAGUAUCCAGAAGAUUUGCAGACUUCUCUAUUCGCACACGAUCAAUACAUCGCCUUUAUGCAAGAUCUGACCUAUAAAUAGUUGUAAAGCUAGCUGAAGCCAUGCUUCUUAUCUCGAUUGCCCCUCACGCUGAUAAGCAGCGGGAAAUCAAAGUUGAGGAAAUGAUUGCCAAAUCCCCAGUGUUAGUCCACUUUAGUUGCCAAUUUCCUAGCCACACAGCUUCCAGUCUGAAUGAGAGUGUGUGUGUGUGUGUGUAUGUGUGUGUAAGUGUGUGAGGCCUCAUAACUUUCCACGGCGGGUCGAAACUUGUGAAAUUCUUGGCUACCAGCAGAGGAGCUAGCAAAGCACCUCGACAGCAGCUGGGCCAGCUUUUCAGUCCGCUUUUCACCCCCUCUUAUGGCCCUACCCUCACCUAACACAACAACACACUGUCGCCGGCAGUUUUUGCCCAUAAAAACGGCAACGGCAACGGCAACGACGAAAACGAAAAUUUAACGACUGCGCAACGUGACGCAUUAUUUGUCUGGCCUGGCUUGGCUUGGCUUGGUUGGUCCCUGGUCUUCUGGUCUUCUGGUCUCUUGUCUGCCUGCCGACUGCUGCCUGCAGCAAAGCUAUAGCUGCCGCCAGAAAUUGCUUUUGCUCGCUGGAAUAUAUAUAUACAUACAUAUGUAUGUAUGUGUAUGUGUUUUUGCGGCCUGUGCCUCUGCAUCCGCUCCCCGCACUACGUCCCUCCCCCUGCGCCUCCCCCAAUCUGAAGUCUCCACACUCCACGCUGCCGUUUUUAGUAUUUCGCACUCUGUGCACGGCAAACAUUUUUGCAUGACUGACUGAAUGCCGCCGCCUGCGCCUGCGACUCACUCACACACUCGCAAACUCGCAAGCCACACCGAUGCACUGGGGCCAGACGAUGCACUCGCCGAAUACGGGUGUACUAGUUGGGUGUACUAGUCAGGUGGACUUACUAGAAAUUGGAAUAGAUUUAGGAUCAAUUUUCAUACAGAUUUUUUUUUUAAUUGGAAUACGAACCUUGGAAUACACUGUUCCUUCAGUUCAGCGAGAUCUUUUCUUUAAAUAGGUUUAAAGGCAAAUAAACUUUAAAAUCAGUCAAUUAAAUGUAUUUAACUCGAAAUAUUGCAUUGCUCUAUCAGCAUACUUUUGGGAAAUCUGUUUCUGUAGUGCAAUAAAUUUUAAAAGUACCAAGGUAAUCUAACCCACGUUUUUUCCAAGUGUAUCCAGCGCAGUGCGAUAGGAAGGGGGACGAGAAAAGUCAGAGGCAGCGGAACCGGGAGCGUGAGUGGAAAAGAGGGAGCGGGAGCAGCAGGCUCGUGGAGUAACUGUUGGCUGGUCUCUCGGUCGUCGCUCGUCCGUCUCUGUCUCGCUGUCUUUCUGUCUCUGCGUCGCUGGCCUGGCGUGUUUAUAAUUUGAUUUCGCUGCUUCUUUCCUGCCCCGACUUCUUUUUGCUUAGUGGGCAAAGGGGGAGUGAGAAGGAGAUGGGCAAUUGGGGAGCAGAGCAGAGCAGAGCGAGCAGCGCAUUUCCUGUCGCUCGCAGCUCGUUUUUGGGCCUAGGCCUAAGGAUGGAAUCUUAAUGAAGUUAUUGCGUUAACAGUUUGGAGAGCACUGGCUGCUCAUUGAUGGUCAUGGAUCGCAACUAACUCGUGGGAAAGAGAGAAGGGAGAUAUCUCCCGCCCUGACGAAUUCCAGCGUACGCCAUUGGGCUGACCAAAGCCUAAUAAUUGCUCUUUUUCUCUCAGUCAUUUAGUGGUGGUGUGUGUGUGUGUGUGUGUUUCCCAUUUGAGCAUGCAUUUGGCAUUCACCGUUAGCCGGCGGACAAGUGAAACAGCAGGAGCUGCCCAUUGAAAAAAGUGCCCGCGCGAAACAAGGACAAAAAAAGAACGUGGUGACCCAACUUUGAGCGCUUAAGAUGGCGCCAAAAAAGUCCACCAUUGUGCUCAAUGUGGAGCAGUUUAUUCACGACAUCGAGGAGCGUCCGGCCAUCUGGAACCGAAAUUUCCACUGCAACAAGGCCUUCCUUGAGCAGAUGUGGGACGAGCUGAGCGGAGCGCACAAGCUGCCGAGUGAGGUGUACGUUUUGGAUGAUGGCGCCGAGGUGGAUCUCGAUCUGGGUAACUAUGAACGAUUUCUGGAUAUCACCUUGCAUCGGGACAAUAACAUAACCACGGGCAAGAUUUACCAGUUGGUCAUUGAGAAGGAGCGCACUGGCGAGUACUUGGGCAAAACCGUACAAGUUGUCCCACACAUCACGGAUGCCAUCCAGGAAUGGGUUGAGCGCGUGGCCCAGACUCCUGUCCAGGGCUCCUCGAAGCCACAGGUGUGCAUUGUGGAACUGGGAGGCACCAUUGGCGAUAUCGAGGGUAUGCCUUUCGUGGAGGCCUUCCGUCAGUUUCAGUUCCGUGUGAAGCGGGAGAAUUUCUGUUUGGCCCAUGUGUCAUUGGUUCCGCUGCCCAAGGCCACCGGAGAGCCAAAGACGAAGCCCACCCAGAGUUCGGUGCGUGAACUUAGGGGUUGUGGCCUGAGUCCCGAUUUGAUUGUCUGCCGUUCGGAGAAACCCAUCGGACUGGAGGUCAAGGAGAAAAUCAGCAACUUUUGUCACGUGGGUCCGGAUCAGGUUAUAUGCAUCCAUGAUUUGAGCUCCAUUUAUCAUGUUCCGCUGCUAAUGGAGCAGAAUGGAGUCAUUGAGUACCUUAACGAGCGACUGCAGCUCAAUAUUGACAUGAGCAAGAGGACCAAAUGUCUGCAGCAGUGGCGUGAUUUGGCCCGUCGCACGGAGACGGUUCGCCGCGAAGUAACCAUCGCCAUCGUGGGCAAGUAUACCAAAUUCACGGACUCGUAUGCCUCCGUGGUGAAGGCCCUGCAACAUGCCGCCCUGGCUGCGAAUCGCAAACUGGAACUGGUCUUCAUCGAAUCGUGCCUGCUGGAGGAGGAAACCCAGUUGUCGGAGCCGAGCAAGUACCACAAGGAGUGGCAGAAGCUAUGCGAAAGCGAUGGCAUCCUUGUGCCCGGUGGCUUCGGCUCUCGCGGCAUGGAAGGCAAAAUCCGAGCUUGCCAGUGGGCACGAGAGAAUCGAAAGCCCUUCUUGGGCAUCUGUUUGGGUCUGCAAGCGGCAGUUAUUGAAUUUGCCCGCAGUAAAUUGGGUCUAAAGGAUGCGAACACCACGGAAAUCGAUCCGAAAACGGCCAAUGCGUUGGUCAUUGAUAUGCCAGAACAUCACACGGGUCAAUUGGGUGGCACUAUGCGUUUGGGCAAACGAACUACGGUGUUCGCCGAAGGUCCCAGCAUCCUCCGUCAGUUGUAUGGCAAUCCCAAGACCGUGGAGGAGCGUCAUCGACAUCGUUACGAGGUUAAUCCCAAGUAUGUACCCCGGCUCGAGGAGCAUGGCAUGCGAUUUGUGGGCACCGACGUGGACAAAACCCGGAUGGAGAUCAUAGAGCUUAGUGCUCAUCCGUACUUUGUGGCCACGCAAUACCAUCCUGAGUACCUGUCGCGGCCCCUGAAUCCCUCGCCUCCGUUCCUCGGCCUGAUCCUGGCCUCCGUGGAUCGGUUGUUCCACUAUAUUCAGCGCGGUUGCCGUCUGUCGCCCCGCCAGUUAUCGGAUGCCUCUUCCGAUGAGGAGGACAGUGUUGUGGGCUUGGCCGGCGCAACAAAGUCGCUGAGGGUUUUGAAGAUCCCAAACACACCGAAGACCACCAAGAAUGGAAUUUCGAAUGGCUGCAAUGGUAGCUCCAGCACUUCCGAAGGAGAAGGAGCCUGCGGAGGCGUUGACAUCACCAAUGGUCACCAGUGAACCAAGGAACGGAUCCCCAAGCCUGGUAGUGUUUGACAUCCGCUUUUCAGCUAUGCUCCACUUAUCUCUGUAUGCAAAAGUUUGCGAUAUCGGGAGCAUGUCUUGGUGUGUAUAAUAGGGUGGUGUCGAUUUAAACAUUUUUUUAAUGUUUUAUUGAAGUGGCAUAAAGUAAACCCACUUUUAAAUCUUUACAAAUUUUCUUUAGUUUGUACAAGUUAAAUAUUUAAUAAAUCUCGUACAAGGGUACACGUUUUUCGUAUAUUUUACAAUAUUAUAUUUUUCUUCAAAAAUUGAAAAGAUUGUAUAUUAUUCGAGUGAUUUGUUAUUUAAACAAUGUUUAAAUAUGUUAAUAUAUGGGCAUAGUCGUGGACUUAUAUAUAUAUAGAACAUCAAAAUAUAUAGAUUGUCCUUAAGAUCCUUAAAAAUCGACACACCCUAAUUUGUCUUCUUGAUCGAAAACAAAAAUAGUUUAUAAUCUCCUUGAAUUACGACUAAAGUUACAUGCUAUAAUAA